AACAGUCCUUGGAUCAGAUGUCAGACUUUUAGUUUUUAUCAGAAAAAACAGUAUUAGCACCCUCCACUCAAAAACAAAAAACACAAAAAAAUUGGAAAAUUUUAAUUGAAAAAUUCUGGUAAAAAAUUAAAGACGAGCUUUUUGGAAAUGUUUUGGGCUACCCUCAGCAAAGCCUUCACCAGGCGACAGAACUCCUCGGCAUCGGGAUCUGGUGGUCCACCAAAGAAGCCAUCGGGAUCCAGUGAUGCGCCAAAGCCACCGGGAUCUGGUUUUCCGCCAAAGCCGCCGGGACCAAAGAAGCCACCAAAGAAAAAGGUCGAGUGCAAGACUCGGACGAUGUGCAAUCCAGCUGCGUACUGCGCCGAGUCCGAAAAGUUCGUCUCCAUGUGGGAGCCCCCGAAGAACCGCCGCAAGCCGUAUCCCUUCGUGGUCAGACGCUCCAAUGAGCUCUGCUGCGAACCCAACUGCACCAAGCCGCUGCCCUCGUUCGAUGAGCUCUACUACUGGCCCUCGUGCAAGGACAGGCAAUACCCGCGGCACUGGGUGGAGUGCCCGCAGUUUAUGAUGCGCGUGAAGAAGGUCUGCGCCUACGACAAGCUGGAGGCCCUCUCCCCGGCCCGUCGCUCUGAUCCUCGGCGCGAACGUGUCGUGGGCCAGUCGAAUCUAUCUGGAUGCUGCCCCCAUCUGGCGCAGCUGGCCCGCUGCAUAAAGGGCCGUAAGCCCCCGUCAUGCUUCAAGGCCAAGACGCCCUCUUGCUGCCGCAAGCUGUGCGCUCCCGUGCCCUCCUGGUCCGAGUGCAAGAAGCCUCCGCUGGCCAAGAAACCAAGCCGUCCGCUCGAGUGCGAGUGCAAGCGGGCCAUUAGUCUGUGCGAGGUGGAACGUGGUCGCGUGUACGCUCUGAAGUAUGGAGAGAACCAUGUGUGUCCUGCCGCGAUCAGGAAGUACAAGGAGAGGCUGGCCAAAGAAGCCAAGAAGGGGAAAAAGGGCAAGCACGGAAAACGGAAGAAUAAAUCGACCAAGGAUGCCAUAAGGGAUAUAUGUAGGAAAAGCAAGAAAGACCGCAAGAAACCAAAGAAAGGCGCCCAAAAAAAAAAAAAAUAAAUUCUAAAUCUAGUUAUACAUUUCGACGACUUGACUGGAUGACCGCUAUAGCCAAAUGGCUUUACAACUAAAAUUCCCCGGAGUUUCCAUUAAAUGGAAGACCU
Molecule: messenger RNA, 1205 nt
Organism: Drosophila bipectinata
Lineage: Eukaryota; Metazoa; Arthropoda; Insecta; Diptera; Drosophilidae
Source: RefSeq, a predicted model, not a curated record